Moneuplotes crassus is the source of this 2549-nucleotide messenger RNA. The record is from the annotation of a GenBank genome assembly. NCBI's taxonomy places the organism in Eukaryota, Ciliophora, Spirotrichea, Euplotida, Euplotidae.
UUUUAUUUAAAUUUAUUUUCUAAAAAAUAAAAAUGAGUAAAAUGCAAUCAUGCCUUGCUUACUCAAUGGGUAAAGCAAGAAGGAGUUCUUUAAAUAAUAAAGAAGCAAAGAAACUGCCAGGACCUGGGAUUUAUAAUGAUACAAGAAUAGAUGCAGUGAGAUAUCAAAAUCCUAAGUGGUCUAUAAAGGGAAAAGGAGCAGCAGAAAAGUAUGGAAGAGAUGGACCAGGUCCAGGACAAUAUAAUGAUAACUAUAAAUAAGCAUGGAACUCCUAAUUAUUCAUUUGGUGGCAAGAUGUCAAAGACUUUUUAUCAAGAUAAAUCCAGUAUCCCUGGACCUGGCAGUUAUUCGCAGAAAACCUCUUUAAGAAGUAAAGGUGGGUAUAUCGGUUCCAGACAUCAGCAGAAAAGAGCUAAGGAUGGCCCAGGUCCAGGCCAGUACUCUAUGAGGUCAACUUUCGGAGGCAGAGGUGCCACUUUUGGAUCUGGACAGAAGGGUAAUCUGUUGGCAGCCAACAACGCUCCAGGCCCAGGUGCUUACAAAGCCGAUUCGUCAUUUGGAAAUAAAACUUACGGAGCUGGCUUCGGAUCAGGCAGGAAAGAAAGAGCAGCUAACAGAGGUCCUGGGCCAGGUCAGUAUUCCAUCAACGACGCUCUUUACAGAGAUGCAAAAGCAGCUUCAAUGAAAGGACGCCCCAAAACUUCGAAGAAAGACUUCAAGCCAGGACCUGGUCAUUAUCAAUCAAAGAGUCUUCACAGUUCUCCAGCCUACUCGAUGGGAGUCAAGACCAAACUUAAGCAGCUGGUUGGCCAAGGCAUGCCUGGGCCGGGAAACUAUGACCCAGAGUACAAGAAAGUGAAGCAGGGUACUCCGGGUAUGCUCUUCGGCACACCUUCUAAAACUAGAAUCGUCGGAGACAACUCGAUGCCAGGACCAGGCCAGUACGAUGUCAGAAGAACUGCAGGGUCAGAGGCUCCCGCUUACGGGAUCAGAGGUAGAUACUCAGACCACAAAGGAGAUCUCAAGCCAGGCCCAGGUAACUACAACCCUAAAGAUGACUUGACCAUCCACGGAGUUCCAGGUACGGUGAUGGGCUCUGGACAGCGAAGUGACUUUGCUGGCAAAGCUCAAGGACCUGGCCCUGGCCAAUACGAGCUCAAAGGCAAACUUGGAGACGCCAGUCAGUACUCAUUCGGAGCAGGGCAACGCAAUGAUGGAAGUCUUGAGAGAAGAGCCAGGGAAGUCCCAGGGCCUGGCCAGUAUGCACAAGCAACGUUUGUUGGCAAAGACUCCCAAGGCAAAUCUAUAGCUGGUAGAGUCCAAGACAGAAAGCCCGAUGAAAUUCCAGGGCCAGGCACAUACGGAUCUGCAAACCAGCGAAAUGGGCCUGCCUACAGUUUGUCUGGACACCGCACUCAAGACCCUGUGCUGAGAGAAAAAGCGAAGAUGCCACCUCCCGGAACCUAUAAUCCGAAUGACAAGAGCGUGGCUCAAGGGUCUCCUGGAUUUGUGUUUGGGAGCAACCCAAAAUCAUCUCCGCUGAAAGGAGACGGCAUGCCAGGCCCAGGACAAUACGACUCGAGGUCGACUUUACAGCCAAGAGGAGUCCUGAUAGCAGGGAAGACUCCAGAGAGAGUUCCAGAGAGGUCACCUGGUCCUGCAGUGUAUAUGCCAAAUGCAGAUCCAAAGUAUAAGUCAGGGCCAGCAUUUAGCAUUGGAGGCGUAAAAGGAGAUCAAGCAAUCCCAGGUAAAGGGAUGCCAGGACCUGGCGCCUAUGAAUCACCAGAAAGGCCAGGCACAAGUGGGUUCAGUUUUGGCCAUGAUAAAAGGAAAGAUCUUGGUCAAAAUAAAGAUGAGCCUGGUCCUGGUCAAUAUAAUCCUCCAUCAAAAGUAGGAAAUGAAGGAAAGAAUGUCAUAAUAUCAGGUAGGCAUGAAGAAAAGAAAGACAUAAACCAAGUCGGGCCGGGUCAAUAUCAAGUUCCUUCUACUAUUGGAGGUCCAAAGUUUUCAAUGGGAACAGGUGAAAAGGGAACAAAGUUAAAUAAAAAUACUCUCCAAAAUCCUCCUCCAGGAGCAUAUACUGUUGACCCUAACACUGGUAAAAAGGCUUCUCCUGGUAUUGUUUUUGGAAAAGAUAGGAGAAGUCAAGAAUUUGCGAAUAGCACACCAGGCCCAGGAAAUUAUGCAAUUUCCGGUACCAAUGAAAACAAGGGCAUAACGAUUCAAGGGAAAUAUAAAGAAAAUAUAAAAGAAAGAGCUCCUGGUCCAGGAACUUAUACUCAAGAAUUACCUCCUGAUAAGAAACAUGGAGGAAGCAUUAAAUUUGGAAAUGAACAAAGGAGUAAAAUGCCAAAGGGAGGUGAAGCUCCAGGGCCAGGCCAAUACUUGAUUAGCAUGCCAUAUGACAAAGGUCCUAAAAUUGGAACGGAUUUAAGAGAUAAGAAUCAAAAAUCCGAUGUUCCUGGUCCAGGUCAAUACAAUACCAGAGCACAAGAAGGACUUACAUAUUAUUAGUUUUUCUGAAGAUGAAUCAAUUUAUUCAGAUGAAA